This is a messenger RNA of Aquila chrysaetos chrysaetos, 4308 nucleotides long. RefSeq names its product transmembrane protein 184A (gene TMEM184A). The coding region runs from base 1154 to 2893 and encodes 579 amino acids. Gene Ontology annotation, cellular component: early endosome membrane. The transcript has 9 exons. The record is from RefSeq and is a predicted model, not a curated record. Gene Ontology annotation, molecular function: transporter activity. NCBI's taxonomy places the organism in Eukaryota, Metazoa, Chordata, Aves, Accipitriformes, Accipitridae. Gene Ontology annotation, biological process: transport.
UUUUUCUUGCCUGUUUUUAAGGAAAUGAGUCCUAUAUGACUGUUUUUGUCCUUAUGUCAGUCCCUUUCCUGAUGUAAUCUGAACCCAUUUUGCACUUUCACUCCGAUUCUAAAGAGAGGCAGAUAAUUAUGCUCUGCAAAUUUCAUGAAAGCUGAUGUCAGGGUGGAAGACAGGAACCCAAAUUAGUGGUGAGAAAAAGACAAAAUAACAGCUGCUUAUGGCUUACAUGGUACUAGCACAUCAGAGAGGCAGCACAUACAUAGCUUGGACCACCUGCAACAAGCUAUCGCUCUCCUAAAGCGCCUGUUGUAGGAGACGUGGGGACAGGAGCGUCGGGGGGUACAUAGGGGUGUUUCUCCCGAGUCCGUUGGAAAAAAGUGUUAGAUGAAGUCAUAUGAGUUGAUGCAAUGCUCAAUAGCCAACCUUUUGCCAUUUGCUUGGAAAGCACAUUUGUUUUUACCUCUUCUUGUAACAAGUAACACCAAGUAAUAAAUUUUUAAGUGCGCUGUUACACACUUUUGUCACUUACGGACUUAACAGAGCAGACAGAGACCAGGUCUUGGAUUCUGGGCAGGGAAGACCUGUGUUGUGUUAAGACCUCUUGGUACAGCAGAAUCAGUACAGAGCUUGUGCCUGCCCUAUGUAGAUCCAGCUGCUGGGUCAUUUCUGUUGCUAAAAAAAUCCCCUGAAAGUAGAAAAGCAGAAAAUGGAUUUUGAAAGAAUCCUUUUCUCUGAAGUAAGGGGUAUUUACAGUAUUUAAGGGAUUAUGAGAAAUGAAACUUUUUUUAAAAGUACCUUCAAACACUGCAGGCUUGCAGCUGCCCUUGACAAGAAAUUUCAUCUAAAAAUAAUUUUCCAAACUGCGCUUCCAAGAAUCGAAGAUUUGCAUCUGUCAGAACUCCAAAUUUUCCUUCUUUUACACUUUUUUUUUUUUGUCUAGGAGGGCUGAGAGAGGCAUGUGGAAUUUGUUAAUGUCAGUCCUGGUUUGCUAGUAGGGAUUCUUUCCCAACACAAAAUUCAGUGUAUUUCCCAAAUCCUGGUGCUCUUAUGGUGUCCGUAGCUCCAGCAGCUUGUGGAAACCAUACAUUAAUUAGCAAAUUGAAUGUAAAUUGUAUCUUCUUCCACUGUGGUGAUAUGGUGGCAUACCACCCCUAUGCCCCGAAGACCUGAGCGUUAUUACCUAAAAGCCAACCACAAGUUAACCACCUUAAUUUCCUGGCUGUGUGUGCCACCAGGUCUGCCCAGGGUAAAGAAAGGACGUGGAGAUCUCUCCCAUUUGGUGCUCAGAGCCAGGACAGACGUACCUUGUUGCCUUUCCACAGGCAAUAAAACAGACCACAAGCAAUCGGUCCUUCGACUUUGCUCCUCUCUGCUCUGCAGUAAACCAGGGGAAGGCCUGCCCCAAAAAACAGGCACGAGUCUGCCGGUGCCACCAGCUGCCUGCCUGUUCGUCAUCGCUAUCCUCCAGGUAAGGAUUAAUUCCCAAUUGCAACAAAACCUGCCUUUGCCGCCCGAGCAGAAGAAGCUCUCACCCAUGGCCGCAGGACGCGCGCCGGGCUGCGCUGUGGCUUUCCAUCCCUGUUUGCUUUCUGGGUGCGGGUGCCGAGCGCGGCGGACUGGAAAGAUGAGUAAUGCCACGCGUGCCUUGCCUUCUUCCACGCCACCCGGCACCCUGGGACCCGGCAUGGUGGCCAGGCUGGCCUCAGCCCCGCCAUCCCCGGCCCUUACCCUGCUCACGGCUGCCCACAACGACUCCCAGGACGGCCAGCAGCUUUUCCUGACCACGACGGCAGCGCAGGUCAUCUCUGGCAUCUUUGUGUGGUCGGCGCUCAUCGUCACCUUCCACCAGAUCUACACACACCUGAGGAAUUACACUGUCCCCAAGGAGCAGCGCUACAUCAUCCGCAUCCUCUUCAUCGUGCCCAUCUAUGCCUUCGACUCCUGGCUCAGCCUCCUCCUCCUCGGCAGCCACCAGUACUAUGUCUACUUCGACUCAGUGCGCGACUGCUACGAAGCUUUCGUGAUUUACAGCUUCCUGAGCCUGUGCUUUGAGUACCUCGGAGGGGAAAGCACCAUCAUGACGGAGAUCCGAGGGAAACCCAUUGUGUCCAGCUGCUUUUAUGGGACCUGCUGCCUUCAGGGUAUGUCCUACUCCAUCGGGUUUCUGCGCUUCUGCAAGCAGGCUACGCUGCAGUUCUGCAUCGUGAAACCCCUCAUGGCGAUUGUCACCAUCGUCCUGCAGGCGUUCGGGAAGUACCGCGAUGGGGACUUCAACGUCCAAAGCGGCUACCUCUACAUCACCAUCAUCUACAACUUCUCCGUCAGCCUGGCGCUUUAUGCCCUCUUCCUCUUCUACUUUGCCACCAUGGACCUGCUGCGCCCAUUUGAGCCGGUCCUCAAGUUCAUCACCAUCAAGGCAGUCAUCUUCCUCUCCUUCUGGCAAGGGACACUGCUUGCAAUCCUGGAGAAAUGUGGGGUGAUCCCUGAAGUUCAAAUCAUCGAUGGGAAGGAAGUGGGAGCUGGGACAGUGGCUGCUGGCUACCAGAACUUCAUCAUCUGCAUUGAGAUGCUCUUUGCUUCCAUUGCCCUGCGCUAUGCAUUCACCUGCCAGGUGUACAGAGAAAAGAAAGAAAACUCAACAGCAAACCUUGCCCCCAUGCAGAGCAUCUCAAGUGGGCUGAAGGAGACCAUAAGCCCCCAGGACAUUGUGCAGGACGCGAUCCACAACUUCUCGCCCGCCUACCAGCAGUACACCCAGCAGUCAAUGCAGGAGGCAGAGCACAAAGCACCGGGGAAGAACGGGCCCAUGGCCUCCAGGGUGGAGGGACCGAGCAGCAGAAAGAGCAAAAACAUUGAGAAGAGAGUGCUGAUCCUGUCAGAUGAGGAGCUGUAGGAGACAUCAGAGGGGACAGUGACACUGGAGAGGUUUAAACCCAUGCAAAUGGGAGCUGUCUCAAGCCUGAGACAACCUGGUCUAAUCGGAGUACCGAGAAGCCAGGAAUUCUACCCAAAAAGCCAGUCUUUCGAAGGGAAGAUGCAAUAACCCAGGGAAAGGUUAAAUCAAAUAGUGCCAGCUUCUGCUGUCCCAUCUCUACUGGUGUUAGGGACUGGGCUGCCUUUGCUGCUGAGACUAAGCAGCCCUGUGUUGCGGUCUGGGCUUUGCCUCCCCGCUGCUGGGGUUUUGAUGCCAGCCCCGUCUGUGCCCAUGCCGGGGGAUGCCAGGCAGGGAGGGGAGCCGGGCUGCAGGAUGGAUCAGCCACCCUUGCCCUCCUCUUACCUCCAAGCGGUACUGAGGCCUGAAAGAAAUGCUUUUCUCAGCACAGUUCUGCUCUAGUUUCUCCCGAUUUGAGUAAAAAAUGAUCUCCAAGGGCCCCGUGGAGAAAACCAGCCCAGGAAGGUGACUUCACUUCACCUCAAAACCCGGUAAGAGUUGGAAGACGUCAUUCCUUAUUUUUACAUCUUUUCCCCUCUCCUUCUCCCAGAAAAGCCUACGCAGUUGUGCAGAAGACCUUUACCAGGGAGGAAGAGUAAGUCAUCCUCUUCUCCCUCCAGAUGGGGAUGCAGCUGUCUGAGUAACUCCCGUGGGAACAGCGGCAGGACCUCACUCGGGGCUAACCCGUGGCCUCGCAGCUGCAUUUCUGAGAGCCACUGGUGACAGAAGCACUUGUUUAUGUCUAAACCAGCUUAUCUCUGAACGGAUCAGAAGUUAAAAGAGAUUCCAGCUUCCUUAUCAGAGGCUUUGUUAGGGAACUAGACUGUGACUGUUGGUGGUAGGAAUGCGCUUACUGGGAACUGUCUGUUCCUCCUAACCCUUCGCUAUUUACCGUCCCUGGGCUUUGCCCAACCUGUGGGAAGGCAGGCGGGAGCCGAGCCCGGCCGGGUGACGGUGGUGGGGAUAGAGAGAUACUGGGGGAUGCUGCUGCUCGGGGCAGGACAGCUGGCGGGGGAAGAUACCGCAUGGAGGGAUUGUCCCCGUUAUCAGUGAUGGAGAGCACGCAUCCUUCUGUUAAACUUUCUCUCUGGGUUUUUUUUUCCCCAAUUUUUAGUCCAAUUUCUAUUCCUUUGUUAAUCAGAUGAUCCCUGGGAACUUACUUAGGCACUGGCUGGGCUGUUGUUUGGGGGUGGGAGCUGGGUAGUGAAAGGAUGAAGGCAAGUCUACAGCCUCAGAUUUGCAGUCGCAUGGCAAACAAACCAACGGGUAAGGCUUAGAGACGUUUUACAUGCAACCCCUACUGGUGGGUUGUUUUUUUUUUUUUUUCCCCUGCUCUUAAGCUGCAAAAUGUAAAUCACAACAUGAAAUUAUUUUAU